Ctenopharyngodon idella (grass carp) is the source of this 1811-nucleotide messenger RNA. It is a transcript of the gene pnp5b, whose product is annotated as purine nucleoside phosphorylase 5b. The transcript is spliced from 6 exons. The record is from RefSeq and is a predicted model, not a curated record. Bases 238 to 1116 code for a protein of 292 amino acids. Gene Ontology annotation, cellular component: cytoplasm. NCBI's taxonomy places the organism in Eukaryota, Metazoa, Chordata, Actinopteri, Cypriniformes, Xenocyprididae. Gene Ontology annotation, molecular function: purine-nucleoside phosphorylase activity. Gene Ontology annotation, biological process: nucleoside metabolic process.
UCGAGUUCACACCCGCGCGCGCAGCCAAUGAGCGCGCGCGCCGCAUGAAUAGAGAAUCUGAUGGAGGAGGAAACGCAUUUUAUAAGGUCAUUCUCAUGCACACACGCACUCAGAGCCAGAUAAAGGAGUUUAACGGAACACCGACGACAUAAAAGGAAACAUUUACCAGAGACUCACACACACAACCGCGCGACUUUCUUCUGUUCUUCAGUGACUGAAGCUCAGAAACUCAUCGAAAUGUUUCCUGAUUCAACUACAGGGUACAGUUAUGAGGAGUGCAAGGACACGGCUGAGUGGCUGUUAACUCGGGUUCAGGUGCGCCCUCUGGUGGGGAUCGUGUGCGGCUCCGGUCUCGGCGGAUUGGCAGACAUGCUGAAAGAUCAGCUAGUCAUCAACUACAGAGACAUCCCAAACUUCCCUCAGAGCACUGUUCACGGCCACGCUGGAAAGCUGGUGUUCGGCACCCUAAAAGGAAAGCCAUGCGUUUGCAUGCAGGGAAGGUUUCACCUCUAUGAAGGAUACCCCAUUCAGAAGACCACCAUGCCCAUCCGGGUCUUUAGGCUCAUGGGUGUGGAGACGGUUCUCCUGACCAACGCCGCUGGCGGACUGAACCAGGACUUUAAAGUGGGUGACAUCAUGGUCAUAAAGGAUCACAUCAAUAUUCCAGGCUUCGCUGGAAACAACCCGUUAGUGGGAACGAACGACGAGAGGUUUGGCACGAGGUUCCCGUGUAUGUCGGACGCGUAUGACCGCGGUCUGCAGCAGCUGGCGCACGACGUCGCGGCGGAGCUGGACUACUCCUCGUUCAUGCAGGAGGGCGUUUACAGCGCUCUGGGCGGCCCGUCCUUCGAGACGAUUGCUGAGUGCAAAAUGCUCCGCUUCCUCGGAGUCGAUGCUGUGGGGAUGAGCACCGUUCAUGAGGUGAUCGUGGCGCGUCACUGUGGAAUGAGGGUGUUGGCUCUGUCUCUGAUCACCAAUAAGUCGGUGAUGGAUUAUGACAGUGAGAAGAAGGCCAAUCACGAGGAGGUUCUGGAGACGGGAGAAAUGAGAGCCAAGCAGCUGGAGAAACUGGUCUCCACCAUGGUUUCCCGCAUCAAAACAGUCAAAUCCUAUUAGUGAGCGAAGCCCCUCAAACACGACCGCACAACUAGAUGCUCGCUAGAUGCCUUUAGUGACUCCAAAGUUUAUCAUACACUCAUUACUUUUGCUUUCUAAUGUUUACAUUCCAGAGACAGAGCGUUUUAGGGAACAUGUUCCCAUGCGGCGACUGAUCCAAACUAACACACCGCUGCUUCUGUCAUCGCCAAAUCAUUUCACUUCACUGAUUAUAAUGUUGCUGUUUUAGUAUGUAUUUAUUGUGACCAAAUGUCUGAUUUAUUUAAAACUAAGUUAAACAACUGGAGAUAAAUACCAAAAAGUCACUGAAAUAUGUCCAGUAAAGAAGGAAAUUGGGAGCUUUUUUAAAACAUCUAUCUUACAUCUAAAGAAACGUUACUGAAUUCACUUUGAGGUAUUUAACAAACACCGAACUUGAAUACUGUAUUUAUGUGACCUAUUUAUGUAAAGGUGAGGUUUUUGAAGUUAAAAUGAGGGUGAAUGUUGUUUUUAAUUGCACUAAAUGAUGGAGUUGGUGUUUUGUGUGUCUUUUUUAAGACCUUCAUCUGAAUUGCUGUUUUAUUGACAUACUCCAGCACUUUCCCCAGAAAGUAAAAGUUUUUUUUACCGAAACUUUAAGAUUGCACUUCAAGCUAUUUGAUACAUAUUGUCCCUAAUAUCUUAUGCUUAAAUGGAAUUAAAUGAAAAUUUUUUGA